Molecule: messenger RNA, 1171 nt
Organism: Pipistrellus nathusii (Nathusius's pipistrelle)
Lineage: Eukaryota; Metazoa; Chordata; Mammalia; Chiroptera; Vespertilionidae
Source: the annotation of a GenBank genome assembly
AUGUCUCACUCCUCAAAAUGCCAACGCCUCACAUUUGAGCCAAACUUUCAGGCCCAUAGUGAGAUAAUGUUUCCCAUACCUGAGGAGGAGGACUCCUCCAUUUCCUCUGGCUCUUUCAACUUCUCCUUCCCCUCCUCCUCUCCCUCCUCCUACCCUCCUUCCUCUCCUGUAUUCCCAGGACCCCUGAAGGAGGAAGAGGAAAAGGAGGCUGAGAAGGAGAGAGAGAACAAGAAAGGGGAGAAGGGGGAGCAGGGGGAUUCUGAGGAGUGGGAGGAGAAGAAGGCAGAACAGGAGAAGGGUUGGAAGAGGAAGCUGAAGAAGCAGGAGCAGCCUGCUUCUAAGACAUCAAGACCUCCCCAGCGUCCUCAGAGGUCCAUGGCACGGAGCACAUCAGUUGAGGGCCCCAGCAACCAAGACAAUGAGGAUACAAGCUCCCUGCAGACCUCAGCAGACCCUGAGUCUCAGUGUAGAGACCGCAUAGAUAAGAAUGUGACCAAUUUGGUGCGUAUCAUGAUCCUCAGGUAUCGUUUGAGGAAGCCUAUUACAAAGGCACAGAUGCUACAAGUUAUUAGCAAAAGGGGCAAGCGUCAAUUCCCUGUGAUUUUUAAGAAAGCUUGUAAGUGCUUGGAGGUGAUCUGUGGCAUUGAUGUGAAGGAAGUGGUCCCUGCCACCCACUCCUAUGUCCUUGUCAACUCACUGGAUCUCACCUAUGAUGAGAUGCUUGGUGACCAUGAGAGCAUGCCUAAAAACGGCCUCCUGAUAAUCAUCCUGGGUAUGAUCUUCCUGGAGGGUAACUGUGCCCAGGAGGAAGCCAUUUGGGAGUUCCUGAAUAUGAUGGGAGUUUAUGCAGGGAGGGAGCAUUUUAUUUAUGGGGAGCCUAGGAAGCUCCUCACCAGAACCUGGGUUCAGGAGAAUUACCUGGAGUACCAGCAGGUGCUUCAUAGUGACCCACCACGCUACCAAUUCAGGUGGGGUCCAAGGGCCCAUGCUGAAACCAGCAAGUUGCAAGUUCUGGAAUUUUUGUCCAAGAUUAAGGGGAUUGACCACAUCUCCUUCUCAUGCUGGUAUGAGGAGGCUUUGAGAGAUGAGCAAGAGAGAGCCCAGGCCAGAAUUGGCCCUGUGGGUCAUGCUGCUGCCAAGUUCAUGGCACAGCCUCUCCUUCCCCAGCUGA